This is a messenger RNA of Portunus trituberculatus (swimming crab), 3122 nucleotides long. RefSeq names its product rab-like protein 6. Lineage: Eukaryota; Metazoa; Arthropoda; Malacostraca; Decapoda; Portunidae. The record is from RefSeq and is a predicted model, not a curated record. Gene Ontology annotation, cellular component: cytosol; nucleus. The transcript has 14 exons. The coding region runs from base 261 to 2546 and encodes 761 amino acids. Gene Ontology annotation, molecular function: GTP binding.
UCUCCGAGGUGAAGGUCAGCUGUGUGUGACGCUUUGACACGGUGUUGUGGUACUGUAAAAGUCGGAUGAUUGUAUGUGGUAUCACUGUAAUAUGGUGGAGAGGCUUAGGUAAGCCUUGGUGUGGUUGCUGUGUUGAGCAUUGACGUGGUGUGUGGAAGAAUCGUGGUGAUAUGAAGCUUGAGAUCUGAGCUUGGUCGCAGAAAAAGUGAGUGUAUGAUGAUCCAGAAAGGCUCCAGACAAGUAGUAUCUCCACUGAACCAAUGAGCUACCAAGGAUUCAACAUGUUUUCUGCAUUUCGCAAAUUAACGGGGCGGGCGGCGGAGGGCUCGGCCAACCCCACAUCCCCUCCAGGCAUGCAGACCAUGGCGGCAUCCCUCCAGCGCCGCUUUGCCCGUGGGGUGCAGUACAAUAUGAAAAUAGUGAUCCGGGGUGACCGCAAUGUGGGGAAGUCAUGUCUGUUCCGCCGCCUCCAGGGUCAGCCCUUCCAUGAAGAAUACAUCCCAACAGAGGAGAUUCAGGUGGCCAGUAUACAGUGGAACUACAAGGCCACUGAUGAUGUUGUCAAGGUGGAAGUUUGGGAUGUUGUUGACAAGGGGAAGAAGAAGAAAAAGAUUGAGGGGCUGAAGCUGGACAAUAGCAGCCUGGAGUUUGAGGAGCCAGCCCUGGAUGCAGAGUUCCUGGAUGUGUACAAAGGCACCAAUGGUGUCAUCCUAAUGCUGGAUAUGACCAAGAGCUGGACCUUUGACUAUGUGCGGAAAGAGAUAUUAAAUGUGCCGAGCCACAUCCCAGUGCUGGUGCUGGCCAACCACCGUGACAUGGGCCACCACAGAGUUGUCUCAGAGGAUGAUGUGCGCUUCUUUGUGGAAAGUCUGGAGAGGCCUGAUGGAGCUGCUGAUAUCCGAUACACCGAGUCCUCAAUGCGAAAUGGUUAUGGCCUGAAACUGCUUCACAAAUUCUUCAAUCUGCCAUUCCUUCAGCUGCAGCGAAUCACCCUCCUCCGCCAGCUGGAGACCAACACUGCUGAGAUUGAGGCCACAGUGCAGGAGCUUGACCUCUACCAGGAGAGUGAUGAUGCAGACUAUGACAUAUUCUUGAACCAGCUGACUGACCGGCGGCGGGUGAUGGCGGAAUCUCUUGGUCCUGUAGCCCAGGCUGCUGCUCCUACAAACACAGUGCCCUUCUCUCAAUUGCAGACCCCCAGCGGGACAGCAGCUGGCAGAGUCAGUCCAUCGGUCAAUGGUGUUCCAAAAUCAGCAUCUGUACCAGUAAGCCUUUCAGCAGCAGCUCCCACCACUCAGCCUUCAUCUGCACCUGCUUCCAGCCAGCCACCCAGCACUUCCACUCCCAGCAAGCAGCCUCCCAAGGCUGCCUCUGUCAUGGCUGCUUCAUCAACAGAGAGCACAACUGUGACAUCCACCACCCCUAGUGUCACCAGCACCACCCCCACCACUAGCACGCAAGCACCAAAGUCUUCCACACAGAGCCCAGAGAAGACCCAGGAAAAGACAAGCUUUAUGUCUCGCAUAUUCAGCAAAGGCAAAGAACAAGAGCAGCCCAAGGAGGCACCUUUGGUAGUGGCAGAGGCUGCAGCAGCUGCUACUGAGCCUGUGUCUGUAGAUGACUUUGUUCCCGACGGCGGGCGACUUGACCAGUCCUUCCUUAAUGAUGUGGUAUCGUCCUCAGUAAAGGAAUCGUCAUCGCCACCUGUGCUAGUUGAAGAAGACAGUGAGGACGAAUGUGAUGGAAAUCCAAUGGUAUCAGCCUUCCAGGUUGACCUUGAUCCAGAUGACCUUCAGAUGGGGUCAGGAGUGGGUAUUAUAGCAGAGGAGGAAGAGGAGAGUAAGGAUGAGUCUGAUGAUUGUGGGGAAGUAACCUCCACUACCAGUGAAAAGCUUUUAGACUGUGCUUUUCCAGGACAGCGUUUGAACAGUGCCAAUAGUGAAGGAGUAAGAACUAGUAACAAGAGUGCAAAGUGCCUGGCAAACCCCAUGAUAACCGAGGUGCAGGAUCAGCACAGCCCAUUCCUUGACUUUGAGGCAGAUCCAUUUACCCUAACACAAAAUAAGCCUUCCAGCACAACACCUGGGGUCAGAGAGACUGAGGAGGAGAAGGGGAACCACCUGGAUGACUGGCUCAACUCAGACGAGGGCACUAUUGCAAACCCUUAUGUCUCCACCUCCAACAUUAUGCCAGAGGGAGCUGCCUUAGAUGAUUCUGACCAUGAAGGAGGUGCACCAGCGGAAGGCAGUCGGAUCCUUGAGAAAGCAGAUCCUCACAGUGGCAGCACGUCCAGGAGUGACAGUCCUGUGGAGUCUUCAGAGCGUAAGAAGAGACACAAGAGGAAAGAUAAGGAUAAAAAAGAAAAGGAUGAAGAUAAAUCUAUCAUAAAGCGUAAAAAGAAAAGCAAAGAUAAAGAUAAAGAAAAGGAAAAGGAAGGUGAAAAGAAAAAGAAGAAGAAAAAGAAAGACAAAGAUAAAGAUGGUUUGGAGGAAUUCUUCAAUGGAUCACCUGAGAAGGAAUUUGAUGAGGCUUAUGAAGCCAUCUAAUCCUGCCAUUAUUUUCCUUGUUAUAUCUUUUUUCAUAACUUUCAAAUGUGUAUAAUGUGAGUUCCAUAUUUCCUGCCAUAUGAUUUUCAUUUGUGUAUGAAACUUUACCUGUGAAUUGAUAAGGGUCUUUUAUACCAGGCUGCCAGCCCCCACACAGGGUUGCCCACAUCAUUGAGUCACACAUCUUACCUCUCAGUCCCCAGUGGAAAGGGAUGGACUUGUGGACAACUCAAGGGUGUAAUUACAUAAGUAAGGUUAACUAGAUAUUACCUAAAUUUGUAAGUAACAAGGUUUUUGGUAACAUCUUGUAAGACAAGUGCUAAAGAUAAAAUAAAGAAGCAUUUUAUAUAAGAGAUAUUCAGAAACACAGUUUGAUGUCAAAAAUUCAAGUUUUUGCAUCUAUUUCUACUUCUCAGCCUUGAAUAACUAACAGACCCAGACUGAGGAGUAUAAUGUGAUGUGUGUUUUUUAAAGCAAUCUUUUUAAAGAAAGGCAUGUUCAUAAACAUAUAUGGCAGGAAAUAUGGCAUUUGGAGCAAAUGGAGUCUGUAAGUAAUAUAAUCAAAGGAUUUGUGAA